UCACACACUGCAGACAGAGGCGGCAGCAGUCAGCCAGCACGGAGUCUCCGCCGUCAGCCUGCCGCAGUCAGGAUCCUCUGCUCUAACUAACGAUGUUAGGAAGGACUUAAUGAUGACGGAUCAAAAGUCUUCAGAAGGCUUAAGGAUUAAUAUGAUGCCGGGAUGUCAUGUCUUGGUAAGCUAGCAGUUCCUCUGGCAAUGUAAGAGACAUAUCAGGAGGCAGUUACUGAUGACUCAUGGCGACAAUGUCCCAAACAUGGACCAUCUUCACUGUUGUUACUGGGCUGGCUGUGCAGCUGUGCAUAGGUGAGAAAUAUCCUGAGAAAUCCUGUGCCAUCUGGUCCAGCCGUGGACCUGUGGUGCAGCGAGGCACCAGCUUUACGGUGUACUGCACCUUUAACUGCAAGUGCAAGGGAUCCAUGUACAGUGACCAUCCGCCAACACUACAGAGCCACAACAUAUUUAAUUCUACAACUAUAUAUUUAAAUGUAGCAAACAUAACCAAAAACAGAACAUACAGCUGUCGGUGUAAGUGUCCUUCUGCUCUGGACCCCUGUGGACUGGACAUCUCGGCUGGAUAUCUACCAGAGAGGCCUACGAAUAUUUCAUGCAUCUACAAAGUCAAAGAUAAUGAAAGCGGAGUUUUGUCCUGCACUUGGAACAGAGGACGAGAUACUUUUCUUACGGACAGUACAAAGCUGUGUGUGAGAACUGUAUCUAAAAGCCACGAACGUAAAGAGUGCAAUGUCUCCAGUAGAGGAACUGAUUUUCCAUCGGCUAGUUUCACUGUGACCAGCUCUGUCCAGCUGAUCUCUGUGUGGGUCCUAGCCCAAAAUCCACUGGGCUCUCAAGUGUCCAUCCCCAUCAACUACACGCUCAGUGACAUUGCGAUGCCCUCGACUCCUGCUCUUGGCCAACCCGAGUGCUCUUCCCGAGAGUGCAUUGUCAAAGUGGAGCUGCCUGUGAAGGCUCAACACCUAGAGAUCCAAUACAGAACAGAUGCACAGACAUGGACAUCUUCUCCUGACUCAGGUGUGCAGAUGAGUUCGGUACAGGUUCGGUUCAUCUCCUCUCUGGAGCCCUACAUGUUGUACCAUUUCAGAGCCAGAUGCAAAUUCAGCAGCGGCCUGUGGAGUCAGUGGAGCGCAAACAUAUUAAGCUGGACUCAAGAGGAAGCGCCUGCCAAAGAGUUGGAUGUGUGGUACGCCGAGCUCGCCUCUGACUCUAAAUCACAGAGAGUUUACUGGAAGGAGCUGAACAAUGCCACCGCUAGAGGGAAAAUCAUAGAGUAUAAUGUCAGCGUUUACAGCCAAAACUCUGGCUUGGUCUUCGUCAACCCAGAGCCAAUUAGUGCCGAUGCCAGGGAUUAUCCAGUCCCGUUCUGUACCGACUGUGAAGUCACAGUGUGGGCUCGCAACUCCAAAGGGCUGUCCCCUCCUGCCAGAAUUAAAACCCAUCACACAAAAGCGAAGAGCAUGCAGUUCGAGCCCCCUCAGGACAUGCAAGUAACUGCAGACAACCACAGUGUCACCAUCUCCUGGAGAAAGCAUGACACUGCACCGCUACAUUCAGCAUAUGUGCUGGAGUGGUACCCAGAGGGCCAUAAGUUGGAGGAGCUCAGAUGGGUCAGACUGGGCCGGAAAAACAACCAUGCUGUUGUUACAGAUAUUAAGCCAUUUGAGUGCUACGAGGGAGCAGUAUAUGUUUUAAACAAUGAGAGCUCAGUGAGUAGGACCAGAUUUACAGGUGUCUCCACUUUGGAAUCAGCCCCAGAAGACGGUCCGUCAGUCCAAGAGCCGGUUGUUGAGGGAAACAAAGUACAAGUGACCUGGACAGAGAUUCCCAGGGGUCAGCGUGGGGGUUGUGUAACCAAGUACACCAUCUAUUUAGAGAACGAAAGCGGACAGCAGAAGGCUCACCCUAUACCAGCAUCAGAGAGAAUGCACACCAUCAAAGACCUGUCUCCAGCUUCCUACAGCCUGUGGAUGACUGCUUCAACGGCUAAAGGAGAAGGCCCAGCAUGUCAAAAGGUCAAGGUCUUCAUCCAGCAGACCCAACUAUCCCCCCUACUAGUGUGUGCAGUCGCCGCCCCCAUCGUGUUGUUUCUGGUGUGUGUGUCCCAGAGUUCAGCAUUAAAGCAGAGGCUAUGGGUGUAUUUCCAGUGCGUCAUGCUCGAUGAUGUGCCAGAUCCUGCAAACAGCAAGUGGGCACAACAGUGUACCCAGGAGAAGGGCAAGAUGAACCUCCAGCUGCCGCAGAGUAACUCCAGUGUAACCGAGGAGGAAGAAGAGCCCAUCCUGGUGGAUGUGGAGGAGCUGCCCAAGCAGAGCAGUGACACCAUCACACUUACACUCUCUCCUCAAACCAGUCGCAGCCCCGAGUUGGAGCCGGCCACACUGGCCUACCCUCUGACCACCUACAUCAAGAGCUUCUCCCACGACUCAGAAAGCUCCGAUCACACGCAGACAUCUCUGGACACCAACACAACUUUCGGCUACAUCUCGUCACACGGGCCGGAAAAUAUGGACGAGGAAUACCAGGAGGAGGAGGAAGAGGAGGAGGAAGAGUUUGUAGAAAUGCUGGAUUUCUUCCCCAGUCACAACGUCUUCAUAGAGCCACUGGAGUUCGGAGGGAAGUUGACUCUGAAUGCGGUCAAAAUUGACUGCAGUGACAUCUUUCAGAACAGUUAGUGUUAACCUGAAACCAGAACUCUGGUGAGGUGAGGUCUGAGUGAAAACGAUUUUUUGAGGAAGAGGACGGCUAGGUGGGGUUUCACCACCUAAACGAAAGACACAAACACAAUGACUGGACGUGGUGACUGGAUUCCUCUUUUGUUUUCUUUUUGCAUCACGCACCUUUCUGCAUGAACUACCUCCUUGCUCAUUGAAAUCUGAACUGUAACAAAAAAGUCUCUUGCUGAAGUCUUCCAGAGCUGUUGUGCAGGAAUAAUGUUUGACUGAAAAAGUACUUCUGUUUUCAAUUAAUGCAUUACCAUUGUUUUCUCUUCAGAGCAGCAUUGGGCACACUAACACCAUGGCCUAUGUCCUUCAAAUAUUGUAAUUUCUCCCUGCCUGACUUAAAGGUCCCAUGACAUGGUGCUCUUUGGAUGCUUUCAUAUAGACCUUAGUGGUCCCCUGAAACUGUAUCUGAAGACUCUUUUAU
This is a messenger RNA of Perca fluviatilis (European perch), 3162 nucleotides long. RefSeq names its product interleukin 12 receptor, beta 2a (gene il12rb2). Bases 237 to 2690 code for a protein of 817 amino acids. Gene Ontology annotation, molecular function: protein binding. The record is from RefSeq and is a predicted model, not a curated record. The transcript has 16 exons. NCBI's taxonomy places the organism in Eukaryota, Metazoa, Chordata, Actinopteri, Perciformes, Percidae.